AUGGAUUCAGGCAAGCAGAACGAUACGUUCUCGCCCAACAACCCGUUCAACGACAUCGCCCCUGGCGACAGCAGCAGCCAGCCAGCUGCCUACUCCAGCCCAGGCAUGGCCCCUGGCUACCCAGCGGCAUCGACUCCGGGGACCGACAAUCUGGCGCACGCGCAGGCGCGCUUUGGCGAACCUGCAGCUAAACAGCGGGGCGGCGACACCGCCGCCUGGCUCGCAGGCUCGGCUGGAUAUGGCGCGGGGUACGGCGUGACCAGCGGAGGUCAGCAUGCAGGCAUUGUUUCCAGCGGCUCGCCGCAAAUGACUGCAGCGCCAGCGCAUCCGCCGGCCUCUAGCGGCGCCGGGCUCCAGCUCCACCAGCUCCAGCUCCUGUAUAUUCCAGCGGGGCAGGCUCCACCGCCGAUGCCGUUCCGUCCGACACAGACGGCGAGCAGCCCGGUGGCGGCUCAGAGGCCGCUGCAGCUGCCGGCGUUGGUGGGCCCGAUGCUGCAGUUUGUGGAUAUAGAUUUGACCAGUCGCGCAGUGGAAGGGGUCGGUCAUGGUGAUGACGAACGAGUCGCUGCUGCCACACACGGUGAACCCGCCGGCAAUGUCCUGGCAAGCACAUCGUCGUCAGCAGGGCCGGCGGCGUCGGCAGGCCCCAACAUGCACAUUCCCGUGAUUGAAGUGUGGGAUGACAACGUGCAUGGGCCGGGGACGGGCAAGCCGAAGAGUUUCCAGGCAGUGGCACUGUAUACGGAGCCGACGUUCAAGUACACGUUCUGGCGGGCGGAUAUUACGAUUCCGCUGCAUGUGACCGAGGAGCGCUCAGUCAAGUACCAAGUAAAGUGGGGCGCCGACGAGUACUCGGUGCAGUCGCCGUCCGCCAAGCCCACAUACGAGUUCCGGGUAGCUGCGCAGUCGGUUCCCGAGAACAUCCGGUACUCGAUGCGUGGGUCAGGGCCGGUGAUCACCGACUUGGCCGGGAAGCACCGCGACAACCCGUUUUUGGUGUGGGUGGGUACAGGCGGGCAGUUUGACGGCGACAACGUGUGGGAUGACUGCGCGUACGUCCUGGCGCCGUUCAUCCAGCCCGGUGGCAACGACCGGUCGAGAGUGCAGCGGUGGUAUCUUUUGGCGUACCUGCGGCAGUGGUUCGGGGUGGACUUGCGGGAGCAGUCUGAGCUGCAGGGGCAGCAGGAGUUUGCGCGGCUGCUUUCGAUCGAUUCCGCGCUGCAGCAGUCGGCGGUGAUGCAGGGGGCCACUACGACUGCGGGGCUGGCGCACAGCGGGCACGGGUUCUACGGCGACGGGUACCAUUCGCUGAAGAGGCUGGGGCCGUUCACAGCCCUGCUGUCGCUGGACACGCGCACAGGACGCACAGUUCCGGGGAUCAUCGACCGCAGCGACUACGACACGCUGUUCCACGCAAUCCACAACACGUUGCCAGAGACCGUGUGCAAUUUGAUUCAAGUGCUGCGCGGGGCGAACUCUGCAGGGCUGUCGACGCUUCUGUCGAUGGUCGGAGGCAAGCAUAGCGGGCGCAGCGAGAUGCUGGGCAAAGGCCGGUUCGGGGAGUCGCAGACCGGCGUGCGGUUCAACGAGUUCUGGGCGAGCCAGCCACACAGCACCGAGCGGCAGUUCCUGGUCAACAGCCUGCAGGAGUUUGCGCGCAGCAAGUCGUGCCGGGUGACGUUUGUUUCGGGGCACGUCAACUGCCUGUCGUCGGGCCAUUUCUACUCGUUCAAGGACAGCCGGUAUGACCCGCGGCGGUUCCCCGAGCAGCGCGGGUUCCUGUCGGACUACCGGUCGAUGAUCCAGAUCACGGUGUCCGGCUUGGUGCAGGCGCCGGUGGAUUACCUGGCGCACAAGGCGUACAGUAUGGCCAGCCGCGAGAAGCCGUUUGAUGGGCAUACGGGCGAGAGCCUGUACAAGACGUUCGAGCAGGAUGUCAACGGCACGGUGCCGCCGUCGACCAAGAUCCUUGCGAGACGCGGAUACAUUGCGGGCAUUGAGAGCGUCAUGGACAACAACGGCAAGCGCGACCCGGGGCUAAUCUUCUUCGUGUAUGCAGAGCACGAGAACUCGGUGGGCACCGGCUCGUAUAUGAUCAACGUGCCGCCACUGAACUACACCCCGCCGCUCAGCCCGAACCAGGCGCCACCGCAGCCGCAGUAUGCGCAGCAGGGACAGCCGCAGCCGCUGCGUCAAGCCAUGUCGUACCGCGACCACAGUGCCCCUGGCGGAUCUCAGGCAGCCGGUGGAUCCCAAAUGGCCGCCCAGCCAGUGCAGACCCAGCCAGCACAGGCGGCAGCCAAUGCCGACCAGUACGACUAUGACAUUCCGGGCUACACCGAUGCAGGUGCACCACCGCCGCCGUAUUCGGCGCUUGCGACGCAGCCGCAGGCGGGCGACGGGCUGCCUGCCAGGAGCUCGGGCAGCUACUCGUCGUCGUACGAGCACACGGCGGCGUGGGUGCAGCAGCAGGCGGGGUCAGUGGGCAGCGCAUCGCCACAUGCCAACAACUCGGAUGCUGCGGGGCCGACGUCAGCUGUGGUGUCUAACCCGUAUGUGCAGCAGCCUGUGACUAGCCAGCCAGCGGCCAGCCAGCAAUCCCCGUACGGUAAGCAGCCAGUGUCGAGCCAGCAGCAAUCCCCAUAUGGCCAGCAACCAGCAACUAGCCAGCAACAGUCUCCGUAUGGCCAGCAACCAGCAACUAGCCAGCAGCAGUCUCCGUAUGGCCAGCAGCCAGGCAACUAGCCAGCAACAGUCUCCGUAUGGCCAGCAGGGCCAGCCGCCGUACG
Molecule: messenger RNA, 2789 nt
Organism: Linderina pennispora
Lineage: Eukaryota; Fungi; Kickxellomycota; Kickxellomycetes; Kickxellales; Kickxellaceae
Exons: 8
Coding region: 1-2745 (914 amino acids)
Cellular component (GO): membrane
Source: RefSeq, a predicted model, not a curated record